Juglans microcarpa x Juglans regia is the source of this 2033-nucleotide messenger RNA. Its product is annotated as probable indole-3-acetic acid-amido synthetase GH3.6. Lineage: Eukaryota; Viridiplantae; Streptophyta; Magnoliopsida; Fagales; Juglandaceae. The record is from RefSeq and is a predicted model, not a curated record. The transcript has 3 exons. Gene Ontology annotation, cellular component: cytoplasm. Gene Ontology annotation, molecular function: acid-amino acid ligase activity. Bases 15 to 1751 code for a protein of 578 amino acids.
GCUGACCCGGAAAAAUGACAGACGAGGAGAUCCUGAGGAUGCUCGAGGAUACCACCAAAGAAGCCUCGCGUCACCAGCUCGAGACCCUCCGGUCGAUCCUCGAACGCCAGGCCGGAGUACUUUAUCUCCGAUCCCACCUCCAAGGCCACGAUGAGCAGCCGGUUGACGCCGCCUCCUUCCGUCGCGCCGUGCCGUUGUCUUCCUACGAUGACUACGUUGACCACAUCAAUCGGAUGGCCGACGGACUCGUUGACCAUGAUCUUCCUCUCUUGUCCGUUGAUACUCUACUCUGUUUCUUCUACAGCUCAGGGACAAGUGCCAUGAAGCCCAAAUUGAUCCCUUACUUUGAUUCUAAGCUCUCAAAAGCAGCUUCCUUCAUGGCUCACCAGGGCAGCGCCUCAAUUCUUCGAAGGUUGUUUCCUCCUAGGACCUCAGUGAGCAAGAUCCUAUGGUUUCUUUAUGCCGAUAACAUUGCAACCACCAAAGGUGGUUUUAAGGUUAUGGCCGCUUCUACAUAUCCUAUUCAUAGUGGUGCCACAAAUUGGUCUCAGUUUCUAUCUUGUUCUAGUCCCCGCGAAGUCAUUCUUGGGUCGAAUGUGGUGCACCAGAUGUACUGCCACCUUCUUUGUGGUCUUAGGAACUCUGAUUUUAUUGAUGGAAUUAGAGUCCCGUAUGCCAUUGGCUUGAUCAAAGUGUUUGGUCUUUUAGAGUCCAAGUGGAAGCAGCUAUGUGAUGAUCUUGAAUGUGGGGUUCCGAGUUUGGAGAUUUCUGAUGUUGCAAUGAGAGAUUCAGUAAUUGACGUUCUUGGGGGGCCUCAACCAGAACUGUCAAGAAGAAUUCGGGCGAUUUGUGAGGACAAGAAUUGGGGUGGGAUAGUGAGUAAACUGUGGCCUAAUGUAAGGUUCAUUAGGUGCAUUACCACAGGGAGCUUGGCUCAGUAUUAUCCUAAGCUUAAGCAGUAUGCAGGAGAAGUACCUGUGUUAGGUGGAGACUACUUUGCUUCAGAAUGCUGUGUGGGUAUUAACAUGGAUAUUACGCAGCCUCCAGAGAGGACUCGAUUCAUUUUGCUUCCAACUGCGGCGUACUUUGAGUUUCUUCCAUUUGCUUUGGAUGUGACCAAUGUUGUUAGUGAAGAAACAGUAGACAUUUCUGGUGUAGAGGCAGGGAAGAUGUAUGAAGUGAUUGUCACCACUUAUAGAGGAUUCUAUCGAUAUCGUCUAGGUGAUAUUGUGAGAGUUGUUGGUUUCUAUAAUUCAUCUCCACUAGUGGAGUUUGUGAUGAGGGCUCCUAAAGCUCCUUCCGAGGUAGUAACUGAGAAAGAUUUGUUACUUGCAAUUGAAUAUUUUCAAAGUAUGUUAAGAAAUGCAAUGGCGGUGGAGAUCACUGAGUUCUCAAGUUUCUUGGACUUAACUUUGAGCCCAAAGCUCCUGAAGGUUUACAUAGAAGUUAAAGAGGAAUGCAUGUUUCUGCCAGAGGAAAAGAUUGAGGAGUUAGUUGUUAUUCUUAAAGGGUGUGGUUCCUCUAUUGGGGAUAGCUUGGGAGACAAGUACAAUGUGCAGAGGAAAAGAGGUGAGAUAGACCCUUUGGUAGUAUCCAUAGUAAAGCCCGGUAGCUUUGAUGCAUUAUCCCAGUUAGCUAUUGAAAAUGGAGCACCAGCUACUCAAUAUAAACCGCCCAAGAUUAUAAGAAAUCGCCAAAUUGUUGACUUCAUUGAAAAACGUAUUCUUGUUACUGUGCCCUUGGAUGGUUAAGGCCCAAAAAAUGGAUCGGAAUAUUGCAAUUCUUGACCCUGCAUUGUUCAACUUUCAUCUAGCUAUGUAAAGAUGCUGUAUGGGCUUCCCCCAGUCAUUUUACAAUACAAUAAGAAGCAGAAGAACUUGCCUGUUGGGCAAACAAGUCGUAGUGUUCCAUUUCAUUGUUCCACUUUAUAAACAUUUUAUGCAAGACAUACGCUGAUCUUUAGCCUUGGGCUAACGUAACGGUACAUAUAUAUAUAUAUAUAUAUAUAUAUUUAAAAGAAUGGUUCUCCUUCA